This is a messenger RNA of Nerophis lumbriciformis (worm pipefish), 2892 nucleotides long. The record is from RefSeq and is a predicted model, not a curated record. NCBI's taxonomy places the organism in Eukaryota, Metazoa, Chordata, Actinopteri, Syngnathiformes, Syngnathidae.
AUGGCUACGGUGAUGUGGCGUUCCAGAUGGCGCAAUUAUGACGCUGAGCUGCAGAGAGCCUGCGUGGAGGCAAUUCCACUUGAAUUCUCAGAUUCUCAUCCCCUCAAACCUAUUCUGGUGACCGACAGCAAACCUCGCCGCGGAACUCGUAAAGGCAGCACCUCCUCCUCGUCCUCCUCCUCUUCCUCGGUGCCUCCGGACCCUCUCACUUCCAUGUUGGAUGGAAGUGAUCCGCUGUCCAUGUUCGCAGCUGAAAAUCCAUCCACAAUACACAAUGCUUCCGCUGGGGAUGCGAGGAAGAAAGGCGAAAAGGAUGAAGAGCAAGUUGGAGCAGACUUUGAGCAAUGGUCGAUGAAAAGAGGAGAGAUCCUGGCUCGGUUCACCACCACUGAAAAACUUUCAAUCAAUCUGUGCAUGGGCUCUGACAAUGGAAAUUCCCAAAAUUCUGGAUCCUCCGCAGUCUCAGAGAAAGUUCGCACACGUCUGGAGGAACUGGACGAUCUGGAAGAAGGUUCCCAGAGAGAGCUGCUCAAUCUUUCCCAGCAGGAAUAUGCAAACCGUAUUGAGGAGCUCAACCAGUCCCUGAAAGAAGCCUGGGCCUCUGACCAGAAGGUCAAAGCCCUGAAGAUUGUCAUCCAGUGCGCCAAGCUUCUAUCUGACACAUCUGUGAUCCAGUUUUACCCCAGCAAGUUCGUUCUCAUCACUGACAUACUUGACACUUUUGGCCGGCUUGUGUACGACAGAAUUUGGACCCUGUGUUCAGACCCCAGACCUUUACCAGAAUCAUUCACAGUCGAUGAUGUCAACGACACAGCCAAGGAGACUUGUCUCAACUGGUUCUUCAAGAUUGCCUCCAUUCGAGAACUCAUACCCAGACUAUACGUGGAAGCCUCCAUCUUGAAGUGCAAUCGCUUCUUGAACAAAUCUGGUAUUCAGGAGACUCUGCCGCGGCUUACUGCCAUGAUCAGAGGAAUCGGAGACCCUUUGGUGGCGGCUUACACACGAGCUUACCUUUGCAGGGUCGGCAUGGAGGUCGCCCCCGGCUUGAAAGACAUCCUGAAGCGGAGCUUCUUUGACUUCCUUGGAACCUUCCGGCAGAUCAGUGGGGAGAGAGUUCGUAGCCAGCUGCUGGCACAGAGAGUGGAGAUGCCCGAGUACCUGACUCUUUAUUCACCGGCCAUCAACUGGAUCCUGCAGUGUAGUGCUUACAGAGCACCUGAGUCUCGCCUAACCGAGAUGAUGGAGAGAUGCAAGAAGCUGGGUAACAAUGCCUUGCUGCUGAAUUCUGUAAUGAGAGCGUUCCGACCAGAGUUCGUCGCCACCAGAGCCACGGACUUCAUCGGUAUGAUAAAAGACUGCGACGAAGCCGGAUUCCCCAAGCAUUUGUUAUUUGGAUCACUGGGACGCUGUCUGAGCUGCGCAGACCCUCCAGAAUCGGAAAGGUUGACCAUCCUCAACGAAGCCUGGAAAGUCAUCACUAAAGUCCGCAAUCCUCGGGAUUACGUCAACUGUGCUGAGAUCUGGGUGGAGUUCACCUGUCGACAUUUCACGAAACGUGAGGUCAACACCGUUCUGGCAGACAUCAUCAAACACAUGACUCCCGACCGGGCCUUUGAGGAUGCAUACGCUCAGCUGCAGUCUGUGAUCGGGAAGAUCCUCGCUCACUACCACGACUUCUCCGUCCUAUUUUCUAUGGAGCGUUUCCUCCCAUUUCUUGACAUGUUCCAGAAGGAUAGCGUAAGGGUAGAGGUCUGCCGGUCAAUCGUAGAUGUGUUCAUCAAACACCAGCUGGAGCCAACCCGAGACCCUGUCAUCCUCAACGCCAUGAUGCACAUCUGCAAGACCAUGCACGACUCUGUCAACGCUCUCACUCUGGAAGAUGAAAAAAGAUCUUUGUCUGUGCUGAUCAUCGGCUUUAUGCGCGUGGUUUCUUUCGGCCGCGACUUUGAGCAGCAGUUGAGUUUUUGUGUGGAGGCCAGAGCCACAUUCUGUAACCUGGAACCAGUUCUGGUGCAGCUCAUUCACACGGUGAAUAAGCUGGCGAUGGAGACGAGGAGAGUGAUGAAGGGCAGUCACUCUCGUAAAACGGCUGCAUUCGUACGGGCUUGUGCUGCCUACAGUUUUAUCACCAUCCCAUCACUCAGCAGCAUCUUUAGUCGUCUUCACCUUUAUCUCUUGUCCAGUCAGGUUGCGCUGUCCAACCAGUGUCUAUCUCAGGCGGAUGCCUUCUUGAAAGCAGCGGUCAGUAUUCUGUCAGAGGUUCCACGCAGCAUCAGCGUGGAGGGCAAGAUUCGCUCUUCAGAGAGUUUCCUACUCGACUUUAUCAACAACUUCCUGUCCACACUUCUCGUUGUCCCGGAUCACCCAGAGCACGGCGUACUCUACUUAGUCCGCGGUGUGCUAAACAUGGUACAGGAUUACACAUGGGAGGACAGCAGUGAUGCCAAAGUGCGCGUUUACAUCGCCGCCCUCCCUCUGCUGGCCGCUAUGAGCCAGGAGACAUACCUGUACACUAUUCCGCAAAUGGACUCCAAUGAGACCCUUUACGGAGGGGACCCGAAGUUCUUGUCAGAGAUUAACAAGCUAUGCGAGACCCUGAUUGGGCAAAUCCUAGACCACCUGAAGGCUCUCGGUCGGGAAGAGCAGAGUACACGCCGCCAGGGUGCUCUGGCCUUCUCCCUCUUUUGCGUCCUGCUCGCCCACGGGGACCUGAGGAACAACAAACUGAGCCAGCUGGCCGUCAACCUCUGGAACCUCAGCCACAAACACGGACACUGCGAGACACGCGUUUCUGUUCGGACACUUGAACACAUGAAACAUCAAGCUCAACAGGCUGACAUGUCUCACCUGUCCGACACAGUCCAGAGGCUCGCGUUGCAGUCCCGCACCUGA